AUGUCUGACAGUAUUACCAAUCCGGAGAACUCUGAAAUCCAAACCAACUACGACAAGAUCGUGCACAAGUUUGACGAGCUAAAGCUAAAGGAGGUGUUGUUGAGAGGUAUCUACGGUUAUGGUUUCGUUGACCCAUCUGCCAUCCAGCAGCGUGCGAUCUUGCCUAUCAUUGAGGGCCACGACGUUUUGGCGCAGGCCCAGUCCGGUACCGGUAAGACUGGUACCUUCUCGAUUGCUGCGUUGCAGAGAAUCGACGAGAGCAUCAAGGCCCCACAGGCGUUGAUCCUAGCUCCUACCAGAGAGUUGGCGCUACAGAUCCAGAAGGUUGUGAUGGCGCUUGCGCUGCACAUGGACGUUAAGGUCCACGCUUGUAUCGGUGGUACGGACCCUCGUGAGGACGCCGAGGCCUUGAGAGCCGGUGCGCAGAUUGUCGUCGGUACCCCCGGCCGUGUGUUCGACAUGAUUGAGAGACGUAACUUCAAGACUGACCACAUCAAGAUGUUCAUCCUGGACGAGGCCGACGAGAUGUUGUCCUCCGGCUUCAAGGAGCAAAUUUACAAGAUUUUCACCAUGUUGCCACCAACCACCCAGGUCGUGCUAUUGUCUGCCACCAUGCCAAAGGAGGUGUUGGACGUGACCGACAAGUUCAUGAACAAGCCCGUCAGAAUCUUGGUCAAGAAGGAUGCCUUGACCUUGGAGGGUAUCCAGCAGUACUAUAUUAACGUCGAGAGCGAAGAGUACAAGUACGACUGUUUGUCCGACCUGUACGACUCCAUUUCGGUUACUCAGGCCGUCAUUUUCUGCAACACCAGAAGAAAGGUCGAGGAGCUAACCAAGAGAUUGACCGACGACAGCUUCACUGUCUCCGCCAUCUACUCCGACUUGCCUCAGGCCCAGAGAGACACAAUCAUGAAGGAGUUUAGAACCGGUUCUUCCAGAAUCUUGAUCUCCACCGACUUGUUGGCUAGAGGUAUCGACGUCCAACAGGUGUCCUUGGUCAUCAACUACGACCUGCCAAACAACAAGGAGAACUACAUCCACAGAAUCGGUAGAGGUGGUCGUUUCGGUAGAAAGGGUGUUGCCAUCAACUUGGUUACCGACAGAGACGUUGGUGACAUGAGAGAGCUAGAGAGAUUCUACUCCACUCAGAUCGAGGAGCUGCCAGCCAACAUUGCUGACUUGUUCGACUGA
This is a messenger RNA of Eremothecium gossypii ATCC 10895, 1191 nucleotides long. RefSeq names its product ACR253Cp. Gene Ontology annotation, molecular function: RNA binding; RNA helicase activity; ATP binding. NCBI's taxonomy places the organism in Eukaryota, Fungi, Ascomycota, Saccharomycetes, Saccharomycetales, Saccharomycetaceae. The record is from RefSeq and is marked provisional. The coding region runs from base 1 to 1191 and encodes 396 amino acids. The transcript has a single exon.